AUGAGAAAAGUUAUCAUUGUGGAUGGAACACAUCUUAAGCAUGUUUAUGGUGGACUUAUACUUGUUGCGACGGCUCAAGAUCAUGAUCAUCACCAUUACCCUAUUGCAUUUGGUGUAGUUGUUGGUGAGAAAGAUGAAAGUUGGACGUGGUUUAUGAAUAAUUUGAGAUCAGUGAUAUCAGAUGUAGAAGGCUUGGUGUUUCUUUCAGAUAGAAAUGGGAGCUUGGUCAAGUCAAUACGACAUGUAUUCAACAACAAAAACGUUUGUGCAAGCAAGUUUAGGGAAUGUGCACAUGCUUAUAGAGUGGCUGAGUUCGAUGUUCUCUAUGUUGCUUUUUCUAGAAAGUAUCCUUCUGCUGCCGAGUAUCUGGAGAAGAGUGUUGAAGUGGGAAAAUGGGCAAUAUGUUACUUUGAAGGAGACAGAUACAAUGUUGACACCACCAAUGCAGCAGAAUCUAUCAAUAGUGUUCUUCGGGAAGCGAGGAAAUACUUCAUGCUACCGAUGAUUGAUGUUAUCAUUAAGAAAAUGGCGGAAUGGUUUAACAAACAUAGGAAGAAGGCAGCUCAAAUACCAGCCACAGAGAAGCUUGUGCCUACAGUGAAAAAGGAGUUGUCAAAAAGAUGUUUGGAAGCGAGGUGUUUAGAUGUGGUUGAGAUAAACAGCUUCCACCUUGAGUACAAUGUCAAUGGUAGUGACGGAAAGACAAAAUCCCCUCGUGCAGCAGCUGCUGCCAAGUUCUUGGGCAUUGUAAACGACCUCCAUCUACAAGACUUUUGUUCGAAAUACUAUACGGUGGAGCUUUGGGCGUUGGCAUACUAUAGGAUGAUUUAUCAUGUGCCACAUCAGUCUGAAUGGGUUAUACCAGAUGAAUUUCGAGCACUGAAAGUUCUUCCUCCAUUAUAUGAUAAGAAAGGACCCACUCAGAAGCAAAGGUUUCCAUUAGCCAGAGAAUCUCGUGGAGAGGAAGAGGGCGAGGAAGGGGAAGGGGAAGGGGAAGGAGCAGAGGAAGGAGAGGCAGACGUUUGUAUGAGUAUUUUGAGUGUGCAAGGGUUUGUGGAUGUGGUUGUCUGGGAUUUUGGAAGUGUGGAUGGUGUUUUUGUGGACAAGGGGCAUGUGGAUGUCGUUACCAGCAAAAACGAGGUGUGGAUGUGGCUGCUAGGGGUUUGCGAAGUGUGGAUGUGGAAGCUGCUGUUAUGGGUGGCGUGGACAGGAGAGUUGGGGUUGAAGUCUGCAGAGAUGCAGUAUUGA
Messenger RNA from Raphanus sativus (radish), 1248 nucleotides. RefSeq lists its product as uncharacterized. The record is from RefSeq and is a predicted model, not a curated record. The transcript is spliced from 4 exons. NCBI's taxonomy places the organism in Eukaryota, Viridiplantae, Streptophyta, Magnoliopsida, Brassicales, Brassicaceae. The coding region runs from base 1 to 1248 and encodes 415 amino acids.